AUGGCCCGAGUCAGGCACCGUAGAGAUGGUCAAGAGAAUCAUGAAAGUCCAGACACAGAUGAGGGGCAGAGCACAGCUAGCAAUAAGGCAAGAACGCCCGGGACUAAAUAUGAUCUCCUUGCGCUAUUCAAGAAAGCCGACGCGGAAAAGAUCUGCAUGGAGCCCUUCGAAUACACCAGGUCUCUUCCCGGCAAGAAUACCGUUGGUAAGGUUAUCGAAAGCUUGCGGCCUUGGUUAAUUAUAUCCGAUCAUUCUGCGGCGGUCCUUACGGACGUUAUGACUAUGUUGCAGAAUUCAUCCUUAAUGCUAGAUGAUAUUGAAGACGGUUCUCAACUUCGACGCGGGGCUCCCGCUGCGCACGUUAAAUUCGGCCUGGGUCAAACGAUAAACAGCACUACGUAUAUAAUUGCAAAAGUUCUCUCCGAUGUUCAGACCCAUCUCAGACCAGAGUGUGCCCAAGUCCUGUCCGAGGAGCUCCAAACUCUCACCUUAGGCCAGGCUCUCGAUCUCAACUGGACAUUCCAUAAGAAAUGUCCCAGCGUACACGACUAUCUUGUCAUGAUCGACCACAAGACCGGAGGAUUCUUCCGUCUGAUGCUUCGGAUCAUGGAGAUUGAAGCGAAUACUACGCCUAACGAGAGGUUACGUCAUUUGAUUACUCUCCUGGGGAGAUACUACCAAAUCAAGGAUGAUUACCAGAACCUAGCUUCGGACGAGUAUACCGCCAAGAAGGGCUUCUGCGAUGAUCUUUCCGAGGGAAAGUUUUCAUUUCCUCUUAUCCAUCUGCUUGAGCAGAGUCCCAAUGCCAGUACACUACACAAGAUGAUCUUCGACCGACCACCUGUGGUGGAGGGGGAAAUGUCUGAGGCGACAAAGUCGUAUAUCAUUGCGCAAAUGGAGGAGAUAGGUAGCUUGCAGUAUACGCGGCAGGUUUUGGAUGAUCUCAUGGACUCAAUUUGGGAGAUGGUAGAGAAAGUGGAAGAAGCCAUGGGCGAGAAUAUAGGUUUCAAGACUCUUUGCAAAAUAUUGAAGCUGUGA
This is a messenger RNA of Aspergillus pseudotamarii, 1038 nucleotides long. RefSeq names its product FPP/GGPP synthase family protein. Gene Ontology annotation, biological process: isoprenoid biosynthetic process. NCBI's taxonomy places the organism in Eukaryota, Fungi, Ascomycota, Eurotiomycetes, Eurotiales, Aspergillaceae. Gene Ontology annotation, molecular function: prenyltransferase activity. The transcript has 5 exons. The coding region runs from base 1 to 1038 and encodes 345 amino acids. The record is from RefSeq and is a predicted model, not a curated record.